Messenger RNA from Sorex fumeus (smoky shrew), 903 nucleotides. It is a transcript of the gene MRPL13, whose product is annotated as mitochondrial ribosomal protein L13. Bases 108 to 644 code for a protein of 178 amino acids. The record is from RefSeq and is a predicted model, not a curated record. Gene Ontology annotation, molecular function: mRNA binding; structural constituent of ribosome. Gene Ontology annotation, cellular component: ribosome; mitochondrial large ribosomal subunit. NCBI's taxonomy places the organism in Eukaryota, Metazoa, Chordata, Mammalia, Eulipotyphla, Soricidae. Gene Ontology annotation, biological process: negative regulation of translation; translation. The transcript has 7 exons.
CUAGGAACUCUUAUGCUCGCGUGUCUGCGUUUCCGGCCGGGCCAGUGAUGCUGCGGGACGGGGUCGUGGGAAAAGGACGUGCAGCCUAAGGUUUCGGCUGGGGAAGCAUGUCGAGUUUCUCCAAAGUGAACCAGCAAUGGGCCACUUUUGCUCGAGUUUGGUAUCUCUUAGAUGGAAAAAUGCAGCCCCCAGGGAAGCUUGCUGCUAUGGCAUCAGUUAAACUUCAAGGAUUGCAUAAGCCAGUGUACCAUCAACUCAGUGAUUGUGGGGAUCAUGUUGUCAUAAUGAAUACAAGACACAUUGCGUUUUCUGGAAACAAAUGGGAACAAAAAGUGUACUCCUCACAUACUGGCUACCCAGGAGGAUUUAAACAAGUAACAGCUGCUCAACUCCACCUGAAGGAUCCAGUGGCUAUUGUGAAGCUAGCUAUUUACGGCAUGCUGCCUAAAAACCUUCACAGGAGGACCAUGAUGCAGAGAUUGCAUCUUUUUCCAGAUGAGGAUAUACCAGAAGAUAUUCUUAAGAAUUUAGUGGAAGAGCUUCCCCAGCCACGCAAAGUACCUCGACGUCUAGAUGAAUACACGCAAGAGGAAAUUGAGGCUUUCCCGAGAGUGUGGUCCCCACCUGAAGAUUAUCGACUAUAGAGAGGAAAUAUCAGAAAACAACAAUAAGGUGAUUAAAACUUCCUCCAGAUGAGUUUCUUCACCAUCCAGGGCCGAACGAGAGUCGCUCCAGUGUGGCCUGAAGCCUGAGGGGGUGCCGGAAGUGUGUGAAGAAGAGUCAAGAAGGGACAUUCCUUCAAUAAGAAAUCACAAUCUGAUGCAUUAUUUUUGUACGGUUGUUUUAAUACUGAGCUAAUUUGAAUGAUCCUCAUGAUGAAACAAAUAAAAUGGGUUAACUGUG